Molecule: messenger RNA, 1560 nt
Organism: Pipistrellus nathusii (Nathusius's pipistrelle)
Lineage: Eukaryota; Metazoa; Chordata; Mammalia; Chiroptera; Vespertilionidae
Source: the annotation of a GenBank genome assembly
AUGGCGUCGGCUGGUGGUGGCUGUAGCGCUUCGGAAAGACUCCCUCCGCCUUUCCCCGGCCUGGAGCCGGAGUCCGAGGGGGCGGCCGGGGGUUCAGAACCCGAGGCCGGGGACAGCGACACGGAGGGGGAGGAUAUCUUCACCGGCGCGGCGAGUAACCCCCAGUAUCCAAAGAGAAUUACUUCCUUUCCUGUCAGCAGUGGCUCCAAAGAAAAUGGAAUCCAUGAAGAACAAGAUCAAGAGCCACAGGAUCUCUUUGCAGAUGCCACAGUGGAGCUAUCACUGGACAGCACACAGAAUAAUCAGAAGAAGGUGCCGGCAAAAACACUCAUAUCUCCUCCUCCGCAGGAAGCCACAAAUUCUUCUAAGCCCCAGCAAAGCUACGAGGAGCUAGAGGAAGAAGAACAGGAAGACCAAUUUGAUUUGACAGUCGGUAUAACUGAUCCUGAGAAGAUAGGGGAUGGUAUGAAUGCCUAUGUAGCCUACAAAGUCACAACACAGACGAGCCUACCAAUGUUCAGAAGUAAACAGUUUUCGGUGAAAAGAAGAUUUAGUGACUUUCUGGGUCUUUAUGAGAAGCUUUCAGAGAAACACUCUCAGAAUGGCUUCAUUGUCCCUCCUCCACCUGAGAAGAGCCUAAUUGGAAUGACAAAAGUAAAAGUUGGGAAAGAAGAUUCCUCUUCUGCAGAAUUUCUUGAAAAACGGAGGGCUGCUCUAGAAAGGUACCUGCAGAGGAUUGUGAACCAUCCUACCAUGUUACAGGACCCUGAGGUCAGGGAGUUCUUGGAAAAAGAAGAGCUGCCACGCGCUGUGGGUACCCAGACAUUGAGUGGCGCCGGUCUCCUCAAGAUGUUCAACAAAGCCACGGAUGCCGUUAGCAAAAUGACCAUCAAGAUGAACGAAUCAGACAUUUGGUUUGAGGAGAAGCUCCAGGAGGUAGAGUGUGAGGAGCAGCGCUUACGGAAACUGCAUGCUGUUGUAGAAACUCUAGUCAACCAUAGGAAAGAGCUAGCGCUGAACACGGCCCAGUUCGCAAAGAGUCUAGCCAUGCUUGGGAGCUCAGAGGACAACACGGCCUUGUCACGGGCGCUCUCCCAGCUGGCUGAGGUGGAAGAAAAAGUUGAGCAGCUCCACCAGGAGCAGGCCAACAGUGACUUCUUCCUCCUUGCCGAGCUCCUGAGCGACUACAUUCGCCUCCUGGCCAUAGUCCGAGCUGCCUUCGACCAGCGCAUGAAGACGUGGCAGCGCUGGCAGGACGCUCAAGCCACACUGCAGAAGAAGCGGGAGGCUGAGGCUCGGCUGCUGUGGGCCAACAAGCCCGACAAGCUGCAGCAGGCCAAGGACGAGAUCGUGGAGUGGGAGUCUCGGGUGACUCAGUAUGAAAGGGACUUUGAAAGGAUUUCAACUGUGGUCCGAAAAGAAGUGAUCCGCUUUGAGAAAGAGAAAUCCAAGGACUUCAGAAACCACGUGAUCAAGUACCUUGAGACGCUCCUGUACUCACAGCAGCAGCUGGCAAAGUACUGGGAAGCCUUCCUUCCUGAGGCAAAGGCCAUCUCCUAA